AUGUUUCAAAAGCUCUGGGAACUCGGAAUCGAUUGGGACUGUGAACUACCAGAUGAUCUCAGCUCAGAGUGGGACACGUGGUGCCAAGAUAUUCCGAAGCUGAGCCUGCUACAUACGCAGCGGUGUCUCAUUCCCAUCAGCGAGCAGACUCGGUACACUAUCCAACUUCACGUUUUCACCGAUGCCAGUCCGCAUGCGUACGGAGCUGCUGUGUACCUGCCAGUGCGGACUGAGACUGGACAAGUGCACGUGAACCUCAUGCUUGCGAAGGCACGAGUAGCACCCAUCAAACGUCUCACGUUGCCACGACUUGAAUUAAUGGGGGCCCUGAUUGGAGCUAGGCUACUCAGCUACGGCAGAUGGAAGCCAUUUGUGAGCAACAGGGUUACUGAAAUCCAAGGCAUCACCGAUCCAGCGAGGUGGAGACAUUGUCCCGGCCACUGCAAUCCGGCCGACUUGGUAACAAGAGGCAUCACAGCUGAAAUCUGUGUUUCGAGCUCGUUGUGGUGGAGAGGACCGGAAUGGCUGCAGCGAGAAGAGGUAUGCUGGCCGGAGCCUUACGUUCACACGGCCCCUGACGACAGAGCACCGAAAGUUGUCGAUGAAGAACGAGCGGGAGCGUCCUCACCACCACCUUAUCUUAUAUUGGGUGUGGCAGAUAUUGAAGGCCGUCUACUGCAACUUGAGCGCUUCAGCAAGCUAUCAAGGGUAUUGAGAGUGACCGCAUGGGUCAUGAGGUUUGUGGCGAAAUGCCGCCGAACUGAGGACACACCGACCGGACCACUCACCGCCGAAGAAAUAAGAGCAGCGGAGACGUACUGGAUACGUCGCACGCAAGAUGAACAAUACCAACCGGAAAUUCACGCACUCAGUAAGCAGCGCUCAGUUAGACCUGAAUCAGAGCUGUUCCAGAUCAACCCCUUCCUCGACGACCGGGGAAUGUUGCGAGUGACAGGACGACUCCAACAAGGACCUGGAACCAGCAGUUCGGCACCCCAUCAUUCUACCUCCACGACAUGGCUUCACGGAGCUCGUGAUUCAGAGCGCACACUUGCGCAUUUUGCACGGAGGAGUGUUGGAAACUAUGACAGAGCUAAGAGAAAUGUAUUGGAUACCUAG
This is a messenger RNA of Ornithodoros turicata, 1119 nucleotides long. RefSeq lists its product as uncharacterized. The coding region runs from base 1 to 1119 and encodes 372 amino acids. Lineage: Eukaryota; Metazoa; Arthropoda; Arachnida; Ixodida; Argasidae. The record is from RefSeq and is a predicted model, not a curated record. The transcript is spliced from 2 exons.